CAUUUCUUACCUUCACACACACAGGUAGGUAGGGCACACAGGUCUGGGAGUGUGUGCACACGAACACGUCACAUACCCAGAAGCAUCCACAUACAGAUACACACUCGCAUUCUCACUGUGAGUGACCUGUUGCCAUUGGCCAGACCCACCAACCCUCUGCCUGUCCGAUCUGAAGAACAGGACCAUUUGGGAAAGGAGGAGAAAGAGCAGGACGAUGGUAUCGCUGAGAUUGAUGUGGGGACUCCUGGUCCUGUGUGUGGUGGCAGCCUCUCCCCCCAGAUACGCCCGACAAGCAGAACUAGACAACUAUGACAACAACAACGUGGAUUUAGACCUAAAUGUGGAGGGUGGCGAUUUAUAUGACUAUUACGAUGAAAUUGAUGAAACACAGAUAGAGAUUGACACCUUGGGCCCUGAUGAGGACAUUGAUCCUUCAAAUGGUGCCUCGUUUGAAGAGGAAGAAGAGGGGGAGGAGAAGAAUGUGGAGCAUGAAGAACAAGAAGAACGGAGGACAGUUGAGGAGAUUGACCACAAGGAAUUACCCAUUAAGCCUCAGCUUAUUCCAUCAGGCUCUGGGGAGUCAGGGACUUUGAUGGGCCCUAGUGCUCAGGGAGAGGAGGAGCUUCGUCUGACGCCCAUUGACAUCCUUCAGAUUUCUGGGGACAUUUCGGGUUCUGGUGACUUGGGCUCUGGAGCCUCUGGAGACUUGCUCGAUAACAAAGCUUCUGGUUCUGGAGAGCCUUUGGGCUCUGGAGGUUCUGGGGCCUCUGGUGACAUUUCAGGUUCUGUGGACUCAGGGGACCUUGUUUCUGGAGUCUCUGGGCUUUCUGGUUCAGGCAUAAUAUUGAUCUCAGGUAGAGAGGAGGAGCUCCACCUGAUGCUUGAAACCCUUCCACACGAAGCCUCUGGGGAUUUUGGGGAGUCUGGGAUCUCUUGGGUGUCUGGAGCCUCUGGGUUACCAGAGGUGUCAGGGGAUCCUUCGGCCUCUGGAGUACCUGAGGUGUCAGGAGAAUCUGGGGCAUCUGGGGUACCUGAGGUCUCAGGAGAACCUGGGGUACCAGAGGUGUCAGGGGAUCCUUGGGCCUCUGGAGUACCUGAGGUGUCAGGAGAAUCUGGGGCAUCUGGAGUACCUGAAGAGUCAGGAGAGCCUUGGGCCUCUGGGGUACCUGAGGAGUCAGGAGAGUCUGGGGUACAUGAGGUGUCAGGAGAGCCUGGGGCCUCUGGGGUACCUGAGGUACCAGGAGAGCCUGGGGCCUCUGGGGUGCCUGAGGUGUCUGGAGAGCCUGGGGCCUCUGGGGUGCCUGAGGUGUCUGGAGAGCCUGGGAUUUCUGGGGUGUCUGAGGUGUCUGGAGAGCCUGGGAUCUCUGGGGUGUCUGAGGUCUCUGAAAAGCUUGAGCCCAUUGAAUGGUUUGAAGAGUCUGGCAUCCCUGAAGAGACUGGAGAGCCUGUGGUCUCUUUGGAGUCAGGAGAGUCUGGGGGGACUGAGGCCCCAGACGUCACCACUGACAUAUUAAUUCCUGACCUAUAUGAAGAGGAGGAAAUACUCCUAACUACCCUGACCACUCCCCAGGAGGGGACUGGGGGGGAUAUAGGGUCAGGGUUACUACCUGAUAUUGACACAGAUACAACAGGUAUGGCUACCUGUAUGCUGUGCACCUGUCUGGUCGGAUCUGUGUACUGUGAUGACCUUAAGCUGGACCGUGUUCCUCCCCUCGCCAAAGAAACCACUCAUUUCUAUGCCCGCUACAAUAAAAUUGCCAGGAUCAGCAAGUCUGACUUCGCCAACUUGAAUAAAUUAAAGAGGAUCGAUCUGACUAGCAACGGCAUUUCCAGGAUUGAUGAUGAUGCUUUCUUUGGCCUUCCUGCUCUGGAAGAGUUGAUAUUACGAGAGAACAGUAUAAGACAACUUCCUGCUCUGCCACCCUCUAUGUCUCUUAUUGAUGCCUGUCACAACCAGUUGGGCAACACUGGCAUCCAGAGAGAAGCUUUCAAGGACAUGCCAGGGCUACUUUACCUUUACUUGACUGACAACAACAUAGACCACAUCCCAGUUCCUUUGCCUGACAGUCUGCGCUCCCUGCACCUACAGAAUAACAAUAUCCAGAUGAUGCACGAGGACACCUUCUGCAAUCCACAUGAUUUAAAUUACAUCCGCAACGCUCUAGAGGACGUUCGCCUGGACGGUAAUCCCAUCAACCUCAGCAGAACCCCACAGGCCUACAUAUGUUUGCCACGUAUCCCUGUUGGUGCCCUUAUUUAAGCCGGAAAACGCACAAUCAAAUGCACACAUACAAAACUCACACGUAUGCACAUGCAUCAAACCUCCUCUGUAUGCGUACCUCUCUUUUUUUUUUUUUACUUUGGGCUCAAGCAAACACUUGGAUAUGAAUGGCUGUCUUUAAAGGAGGUUGGCAUAAAUACAUAAACCUACACUCUCACAGGAGUUCAGGUGGACACUUCCAACUCUACGCUGCUUGUGUUUCUACCUUUUUACACAGUACAUACUUUUCAUAAUGUAGGUUUGUAGUCGUAUCUGGAUUAAUGACGUCUCAAACAGUUUUAGAGAAACAGAGAAACAUCCAUGCAUAACUCUGAAAGUUUUUUAUUUAUCAAAUACUGGAAAACAAGAUGUCAUUAAUUUACAAAUGCAAAUCUGAACACAACAAAAACUUUCACUAUGUGUGCUGUACUGGUUGCCUGUUUGGGGCUAGCUGCAAUAGCCAGCCCAAAUUGUUUAAAUAUGUUUUGUAAAUUAAAUAUUGUUAAUAUUCAUAUAGAAUUUAACAAAUGUUUAUCAUAAUUAGCAUAAACUAAUUGAAGCUGGUGCUCACUGAACUUCUUGAAAGGUAAAUUUGACUAAUGCAAUAAAAGCAUUCUAUCAAUGAA
Molecule: messenger RNA, 2886 nt
Organism: Rhinichthys klamathensis goyatoka
Lineage: Eukaryota; Metazoa; Chordata; Actinopteri; Cypriniformes; Leuciscidae
Gene: epyc
Product: epiphycan
Exons: 10
Coding region: 215-2260 (681 amino acids)
Molecular function (GO): protein binding
Source: RefSeq, a predicted model, not a curated record